Colletotrichum chrysophilum is the source of this 966-nucleotide messenger RNA. RefSeq lists its product as uncharacterized. The transcript has 4 exons. Gene Ontology annotation, cellular component: fungal-type vacuole; plasma membrane. The coding region runs from base 1 to 966 and encodes 321 amino acids. The record is from RefSeq and is a predicted model, not a curated record. Lineage: Eukaryota; Fungi; Ascomycota; Sordariomycetes; Glomerellales; Glomerellaceae.
AUGUCUGCAACAAAGCUUCCAAAUGGACUCAGGACUUUCGGUCCGAAGGCCAACUGCACUCUGGAGCUCUGUCCUCUGGAAGCCAGUCUUUUGAAGUAUCAGCCUUCCAUACCCGCCAACAGCACCUUCAUCGCUCUUUUCGCCCUGGCUAUGGUCGUCCAUAGUGUCAUAGGGUUUCGGGCAAAGACAUGGGGUUUCACGGCGAGCGUGAUCGGGGGAUGCUUGGUGGAAAUCGUCGGUUAUGUUGGUCGACUUAUUCUACAUGACAACCCGUUCUCUUUCGGCGGCUUUCUCAUUCAGAUCAUUUGCAUCACCGUUGCCCCUGUCUUCUUCUGCGCCGCCAUUUAUGUGAUGCUUUCCAAAGUGAUCAUCGCUCUCGACCGAUCGAUAUCCCGCUUCAACCCGCACCUCUUCUAUUACGUCUUCAUUCCUUGCGAUAUUAUCUCCCUCAUCCUUCAAGCCACCGGCGGCGCAUUGUCUAGCAUUGCGAACGAUAAGAGCCAGGUACAAAAAGGCGUCAACGUCUCUCUGGCAGGUCUCAUCUUCCAAGUUGUGACUCUGGUUGUGUUCUGCAUACUCUUCGCGGAUUAUCUCUUUGCCGCCUACAGGUCGGGUGCGCGUGAGAGAAUCACCAAAAACAUGUGUGUGUUCUUGGCGUUCCUAUUCGUGGCGACCAUCCUGAUUCUGGUCCGAUGCUCGUACCGUAUUGAGGAGUUGAAGGAAGGAUAUUUCAGUGUUCUCUUCCGGAACGAGCCGCUCUUCAUCGGACUCGAGUCAUCGGUCAUGGUUAUUGCAGUUUUCUGCCUCGUUAUUGGAAAUCCCGCAAUUGGGUUUAAAGAAAGCGACAAGAGAAUGAGUACCAUGUCUGCCGCAACAGAUGUCGAAAACUUCCACGCGCCGGAGAGGGGGAUGACCAUGGAAAGCGUUGCUACGGGAAAGUCUCCCACGGAGGACGCCAGAGUAUGA